Messenger RNA from Varroa destructor (honeybee mite), 4774 nucleotides. RefSeq lists its product as uncharacterized. Gene Ontology annotation, biological process: regulation of transcription by RNA polymerase II; cell development; neuron differentiation. Gene Ontology annotation, cellular component: nucleus. Lineage: Eukaryota; Metazoa; Arthropoda; Arachnida; Mesostigmata; Varroidae. Gene Ontology annotation, molecular function: DNA-binding transcription factor activity, RNA polymerase II-specific; RNA polymerase II cis-regulatory region sequence-specific DNA binding. The record is from RefSeq and is a predicted model, not a curated record.
GCUCGGUCCCGCCGGCAAACGCUGGUGUGACGCUAGUGAUAUUGACUUGCUGAUUUCGUCGCUGCAGUUACUACGACUUCUACUGUUGAUGCUGGUGAUUCUGCAGCUGUUACGCCGUCCGUGUUGUUUGCAGAUUGCUGCCUCCUAUGAGUACCGCUACCUCGUAGGUAGCUUCGUUAGUGAGCGCUCGUGCAUGGUAUGCCAAGUUCGCUACUGCAACAAACGCUGCUCGCAGGAGCGACUUGGCGCGCCACUUUGCCCAGUGAAUGCGUCUGUUAUCCUACCUCUGUGGCUCUCUGCGUCUCUCCCGUUAGUCGGUGGUAAUAUCGUUUGACUCCGGACUGCCGGUUAUUGAUAGAGUUAAAAGUGUGGCGCAGUGACAUUUUUUAAUUAUUGUUGUUGUUGUUGUUGUUGUUGUUGUCAUCAUCAUCAUCGUCGUCGUCGUCGUCGUUGUUGUUGUUGUUGUUGUUGUUAUGGAUCUUUUGUCACGUCCUGUUUGGUUAACCAGCCGCCGACCCAGUUGAGAGAACUUCACGAAGAACGAGGUGCGCGCGUGAGUAGUUUGGUUCGUAUUACUGUGAGUGCGUGUUGUGAUAGUACAGGCCUACGUCGAGUGAAUUUAUGAAAAGCCAGUGCAGGAGAAGCAGCGGCACUGAUACAGCAUCAGAUUGGCCUGUCACUAUUCAAUUAACUCCUGCUGCUGCUGCUGCUGCUGCUACCGUUUUGCCAUUUGUUACCUCCAGUGUUUUUAUCUCAAAGACGGCGCCCUGCUUACCGAAAUCUGCGGGUGAAGACUUUUCCCGUAUUCGGUGUCAUCUCAUAUGCACGGAACGACGAGACAACUACCAGAGAAAGUACAAGACGUCAAGCUGAAAUUAGCGUAUGCAUUUGAAAACCGUCGUAGUAUUUUGUUAACAGUAGCAGCUUAGUCCCUUCAGUCAACGUUGUGACGAAAUAUCCUGAAUUAUACCGUUCUAAACACUAUAUUCUACCACCAUCUGCAAACAUGAUUUACGGUCAUCGGGGACGAAAGUGUGUAAUUUAGAAUGGACAUUUUGCUUGCAAAAAAAUGUUACAAAAAAGCGUCUGCCGUACCAGUUCGGGGCGUGCUACACCUUACAACCGGGAUGUAGUCUCGUAUUAAGAUCAUUUUUUUCGAUCAAUCGACCUCGAAAACAGUGAAGGGUCAUAUAUUUACUAAUUGUGCCGUUGGUGGUUAGUUACUUUGACGAAGCGAAGUGCACACAAAGUUGUACAACUAGUAGGGUUGAACACGUUUGAUACUGGUCAUCAGGCCAAUAAUGUGCAAUACAAUGAUGGUCUCUCAGCUUCGAUUGCAAACUGGAUAGUAUAAUCAUUAUGUGAACAUUGUUAUUAUUAAACUGCUUAUAUGAAGUUGAACCCUUGUGACCUUUUUGACUGAAGUGCGAGGAGACCUCAAGUUCAUCAGGACUAACUGGCAUACGAAAAAGAUCCCGACUGUAAAAAGGUCUACGACCAUUGCGCUGUUUUUCUCUUACUGAACCCUUAACCGGUGAACACCAUGUAUCAUCGGUGAACUUAUUUAGUCGCCAUGUAGAAGAAAAGCUUUGCAGGGAGCAUCUUACCAUCUCGGGGCGCCAGACACUGCAUCAAGGGCAACGACUAUGAAGGCUUCUGUAAAGAUUCCUCAAAGCUGAUAGCCAACAUUAAAUGUCAGAAGGUCUUCACGGUCGUAUUACUGUCAUUAUGGAACCUCACUCGGCCCUAGACUCUCCCCCUAAUCUGCACCAUUCGCUUGCGCCCGCUCUUGGUGCGCCCGUCGUAGGCUCCAACGGCGCUGGCUCACCAUUGUCUCCGAGUUCAUUAGGUCCGCAUGGGCCUGCCUCAGUGGGUGUUUCUCAUCUCCCCGGGCACCUGCCUGGCUGUACGGCCUUAACCCAUCCAGCAACGGGCCAGCCAAUCUGUACCUGUUUUCUUAGAAGGUUAAGUUCAGCGGCUGGCCUAAAUAUGGGAGGUCUUCCUGGUUGUCCUUCGUCGCCGCCCUCUGCGCCCUCUUCAGCUUCCUCUCGCAAUUCCCCUGGCUCCCAUCCGGCGCCGAGUCUGUUGUCUCAUAAUCUAGCUGGCCACCAGCAGCAAGCAUCAGGUCAACAAGGCUCCCACUCAAAAACUCAUGGUGCCCAAAUGCUGCUAGAUCCUCAUCAUUUUGUAUUGUUACAACAACAGGUGAGUUCCACCGCCCUCACCCGAAGUGCAAGUGGGACUAGGCCAAAGACAGACAUGGCGGACGGUUUGGAGGCGUGGAGAAAUCUCUCCCAAAGUAGCGGCUCUGCUGCUGCUGCUAGCUAUGCUCAUCUGGGAGCCCGGACAGCGGCACAAAGCUUUCCACCAGGAUUUGACCCUACAACAGCGGGAGCCCUAGCAGGAUAUUCCUUUCCAGGAUUGGGCGCUUUGGGCGGCAUGGAUCUGAAUGGCGCCCGACGGAAGAAUGCAACCCGCGAAACGACCAGUACGCUAAAAGCAUGGCUAAACGAGCACCGCAAGAAUCCAUACCCCACCAAAGGAGAGAAGAUCAUGCUUGCUAUUAUUACCAGGAUGACCCUGACUCAGGUGUCCACGUGGUUUGCGAACGCGCGACGUCGACUUAAAAAAGAAAAUAAAAUGACUUGGUCUCCAAGAAAUCGCGGAGAAGAAGAUGAUGAUGACGAUGACGAUAUUAUGGAAAGCAAUUCCUCAAUGAAGGAUGACAAUCCUCAUCAGCACCAGCAGUACCAUCACCUCGGUAACCGGAGCAGCGAGGGAGAAAACGAUGAUGCCCAUGAUCCCUCUACUGCCCGAAGACAUCGAACGGACGCUGCCGCCAACAAUCAGAACAGAGCUCGUUUGAUGGCCGCCGAAGAAAUGGCUAAAAGGAGUGAGCAGCUUGCGCAACUGAUGGCAUCGUCUGGUCUCCCACCACCGCCACAUCCCGCCUCGUUACUCUCGAUGGGUGCUAUAGCCGCCAGUAUGGGGGCAAAUAUGAGCGCGACUGGUGGGCCGAUGAAUGCUCACAUGGCACACGUCCAUUCAUUGCUGCAGCUUCGAGCAACUCAGCAGCAUCGCGAGGAACAGCUCCAGCGUCAGCAACAACAAAAUAACCGAGACGAAAAGAGUGAUGAAGAAGUCGAUGUCGAGGACAGAGAUGAAACUGAGGGGCGUGAGCAAGCACCGAAUGCAGGAAAGGUGCUAUCGUCAAGUCCAAGCCCGGUGCAGAGUCUCGGAGUAAGACCUAAAAUCUGGAGUCUAGUCGAUACUGCAACAGAAGCCGCUGAAGGUUCACCCUGUGCAUCGCCUUCGUCGAGUCCACGACAUCCACCAUUGACGCCUGAUCAGCUGCUGGCAGCUUCGCGGUUAUACGGCCAGCAUGCCCAGACUGUACAUGAACAAUGGUGCCAGGCAUUUGCGCAAACUGCACUUCAGCAACAGGACCAGCCGCAGCAGCAGGAGCAACAGAAUCCCCAACAGCCAUUACAGAAAACGCGACAACGGACGCCAUCGCCCGAAGCAGCCAGUGUCAUCGCUACCAUCGCCAUUUGUAACAAGCUGAUCAGAUAGCAUCAUCUUCAGUCAUCUCGUGCGAGGAACGCUAUACUUGUGAAAUAUUAAAAACAAGAAAGCUUCCGUUGCUGAAUAUUGAUAUCUAGCUAACUUGUUUCAGUACCGAUGCUAACGAGUUAAUAAUAAUAAUAACAUUAAUAGCGACGUUGUCUAUGCACGUCCUUGCUGUUGCUACGAUAUCAGCAAUGAUGUUUAUACUACACACACCACAAAUCCAAAGAGCGGAUCUCGGAGACAUCCCGUAGAAACAACGAAAACAAUAAUAAAAGUAAUAACAACACUCGAUUAUUGACAUCUUAGUACUAAUCGUAGUAGAAAGUAGGUAAAUGAUUAGUAAACAAGAGGCACGUAAACAAAUCAACGAACGUGGAAGUUUUGUAUUCUCGUCUAGAUGACGGACGUUUAUUUAUUUGUCACAGAACAAAAACAACAGCGUUUACGCACGUCCCGUCAAUGGCUAUUUCAAUUAACGAGGUUCACGUGUAUCAGCGUGAUUGUGCAUUAGAUAGAGAACAAAAUAAAUCGACGGUAGGUCUUUGUGGUCGUGAGGCUAAGCAACCCGCAACGGGUUUCGCGGUUCAAUCAGAACCUACGUGUAAAUACAAAUAUACAUUAUCAAUAAACCUAUGAGGAACAAGCGCAAAAACAAUUCUAAAUAUUAUACAAGUAUACAUAUAUAGUUAUAUAGGAGUGUGUAAAAUGCUUUGCUGUUCACAGUGAGAACUGGGUUCGAGUAAGGAACGCCUGAAAGAAAUUAGAGGGUGCAUGUUCUGUUUCUUAGGGAUACAAAGGAAGGAACCUGUUCACGACUCUUGUGUCAGAUUAAUAAAUAUAUUUAAAUAAAGAAUAUUUAAGUACGUGACUCAUUAUUUCGGCAUUUUAGAUCGCGAGCACUUGGCCAGGAACCUACUAGCCAAUAAUAGCAUCAAUUAUGACACUUGAAUAAUAGAAUAGUUGUACAAACAGUUGUAUCCCGAAUAGACGGCAGGAUCUAAAUAUGUACAUAAGCUCUAUUUCAACUGACCCGGUCGCCCACACUGAAUGUUUCGGAUUUUUCUAGCAGUCGACUUAGGCAACAGGUAAUUAGUGGUAUAUAUCGUAGAAGUAUUCGACCACGAUCAAUGUAUCGCUUGUGUCUUCACUGAAACGGCUUUCUCUCUCUCUAUAUGUACGCGGCGGGAAGACGAGAACUCUUCAU